Molecule: messenger RNA, 136 nt
Organism: Racocetra fulgida
Lineage: Eukaryota; Fungi; Glomeromycota; Glomeromycetes; Diversisporales; Gigasporaceae
Source: the annotation of a GenBank genome assembly
CUGGUGAGCCUGUUUAUAUCUCUCGAGUUGAUUGCGCAAUUAUAAGUGCUUCAAAAGUUAUCUUGGAACCGCUUGGAGUUAUAGAUUUUCCAAUUGAUCAGUUUCUGAAUAUACUUGCAAAGGAAAUCCUGAGUAU